CGAUUCCUGAAGCCACGAGAAGCGAGGGAAAGAGACGAGUCACCUGAAAACCAUGGCCGAUACCUCAAAGCAUGAGCAACAAGGGCUUUUACCACCUAUUGAUAUUACUAGGUCUCGGUUUAAUUUGAACACGUAUUACGGUCGACUUCGACAUUUUAUCACUAUCACUUCACCUCUCACUUUACUUCGUUCUGAAAAUGAUCUUAGACGGGCUCAAAAUUUAUUGAAAGAUUACGCUUCAGGAAAUCGGUCAGACCUAGAUGAAUCGGUGACAACCCAAGAACAAAUUUGGGAGGCCAAGCAACUCGUCGAAUCCUCACUUCAUCCGGAUACCCAUGAGCCAAUUCCAUUACCCUUUCGACUUUCAGCCUUUGUGCCCACUAACCUCGUCAUAGCCACUGGACUCCUUCUUCCAAACCCGUCACUCGUUUCGAUAAUAGGCUGGCAAUGGGCAAAUCAGACCUUGAAUGUAUGCCUCAACUAUGCCAAUGCGAACAAGUCAACUAGCCUAAGUUCGCGUGAGCUGGGGACAGCUUAUGUUGCUGCUACAGCAACCUCAGUUGGACUUGCUGUUGGUCUAAGUCGAUUAGCUAGGAGGGCAGCUACUGGAAGCAUGAUUGGUCGAUUUGUGCCUUUUGUGGCUGUAGCUUCGGCUGGUUGUGUAAACGUGGGUUUGAUGCGUUGGAAAGAGAUUCAAGAUGGGAUCGAUGUUUUUCCUCCAGAUAUAGAGUCUCCACAAUCAUUAGGAAAAUCAAAAACAGCAGGACUACAUGCUGUCAGUCAAACAGCUGCUUCACGAGUUCUGACUAACAUUCCUACUCUUAUCAUUCCGCCACUUGUGAUUGCUGCUCUCCAAAAACGUGGGACGUUUGGAGGUCCACGAGGCAAAGCUCUAGAAUUGAUUACUAAUCUUGGCUUGGUCGGUGGUUCACUCUUUCUUUUCCUCCCGCCUGCCAUAGCUGCUUUUCCUCAACGGGCAACAAUCUCAGUUUCACGCCUAGAGCAAGAAUUUAAAGGGUUGGUCAACCCGCAUACAGGAUCACCUUAUACUACAGUUGAAUUCAACAAAGGUCUAUAGACUGUUUUAUCAAUCCUCUUGACAUUAGGUAGCAUUUGGUCAAUUGGAUGAUUUAUAUUCCAAGUUUUGAAUUUAUGCGAUUAAGAUAAGCUAGGACAUGGAAUUUAUGACCGAACCUGAGAACAAAAAAGCGAUGGUAAUUUGUUUGCUUUGUUCAUGCUUUGUUUCAGAAAGUGAUUGAUCAUGGGGGCUCAACUUGUGAUUAUCACACCUCAUCACUCCUCUCUUUGUUCAUGGCCUAUUCACCACAUCCUUUCUCCGCUAGGUCGUCAAGCUCAUGUAUAUGCCUAAUCAAUAUGCUCCAGGACUCAUAAGUAGCUAGAAAAGGAGGUAUGCAUGGUUGGCUCCAAUACAAUGAAAAUCAUCUCAAGGUGUCUCAAGUAUGAUAUUC
Molecule: messenger RNA, 1469 nt
Organism: Melampsora larici-populina 98AG31
Lineage: Eukaryota; Fungi; Basidiomycota; Pucciniomycetes; Pucciniales; Melampsoraceae
Exons: 6
Coding region: 53-1078 (341 amino acids)
Biological process (GO): monoatomic ion transport; mitochondrial transmembrane transport
Cellular component (GO): mitochondrial inner membrane
Molecular function (GO): monoatomic ion transmembrane transporter activity
Source: RefSeq, a predicted model, not a curated record